AUGAAAAGAAUCACUAUAUGGGUGAUCUUCUUUUCAGUCUUUCUUCUCCUUCACACAACAACUUGUGUGGAAGAUGAGGUUAAGAGCUCACUAAUCAACUUUCUUGCAAAACUCUCCAAUAACAAAGGCAAAUCCGGUUUGCUUUUGGGUUGGAACUCUUCCUCUGACCCCUGCAAGGAUCACUGGAAAGCUGUUACUUGUGACACAAGAAAUAAUUUUGUGAGAAAGUUGUUUCUUAAUAGCUCGAAUCUCGUCGGAGAGCUUGAUAUCGGUUUGCUUUGCAAUGUGGAGCGUAUUGCAGAGUCUCUAACUGUUCUUCAUCUUGAGAGUAAUGACAUUAGUGGAGUGCUUUCGCCCGAUGUUGCGUCUUGCAAACAACUCACUCGCUUGCAUUUGAAUGGAAACCGGCUUAAUGGGACCCUUCCAACCUCUCUUGCCAUGUUGAACAACCUGAAAAUACUUGAUGUUUCAAAUAACAAGUUAUACGGUACAUUGCCAGACUUGUCUAGGAUUUCAGGCCUGACAGUUUUCCUCGCUCAAAACAAUGAAAUCAGCGGGGAGAUACCGCGAUUUGACUUCUCAAACUUGAAGCAAUUCAAUGUCUCCAACAACAACAUCAAUGGUGUCGUACCUGAUGUCCGCGGAUAUUUCACUGCAAGUAGCUUUCUUGGUAAUCCUGGAUUGUGUGGGGAUCCCUUGCCAAACAAGUGUCCAUCAUCUCUGCAAGCAGAGAGCGUCGCUGGCGAGUCAAAGGAUUCCUCAAAAGAUCAGAUUUUUAUGUUUGUAGGAUAUCUGACGCUAGCCUUGGUUUUUGUUGUGAUUAUCAUUGUCGUGUUAUGUAAAAGAAGAAGGAAAAAGAAGGUUGUGGAUGCAUUGCCACAAAAAGAAGAAGCAAUCGAGGAUGGUCAAGAUGAAAGAAUGUACAAGUCUAGUACUAUUGAAUCAAUGGGGUACAAAGCAGGUUUUAGCAAAUCAGAAACAUCAUUUGUCUCAGCUGAUAACAGUGCUUUGGUGUCAUCCUCACUGGUGGUCCUCACUAGUCCUGAGGUGAAUGGGUUGAAAUUCGAGGACUUGCUCAAGGCCCCAGCUGAGAUGCUCGGUCGGGGCAAGAACGGUAGCGUCUACAAGGUCAUUCUCGAUAAUAGGAAGACUCUAGUUGUCAAAAGGAUAAAAAAUUGGCCAAUUUCAAGUCAUGAGUUUAAGCAAAGGAUGCAGAGGUUAGAUCAAGUCAAGCAUCCAAAUGUGUUGCCUCCCCUUGCUUUCUAUAGUUCCAAACAAGAGAAGCUGUUGGUCUAUGAAUAUCAGCAAAAUGGAAGUCUAUUCGAACUUCUCCAUGGAACCCACAUGCCCAAAACUUUUGACUGGCCUAGUAGACUUGGGGUUGCGGCUAGCAUUGUGGAAGCCAUGGCCUUCAUGCAUCAGGAACUCCAAGAUGAUGGGAUUGCUCAUGGUAACUUGAAAUCUUCAAACAUAUUUCUGAACAGGAACAUGGAGCCAUGUAUAAGUAAAUAUGGUCUAAUCCCGGUCAUUACUCGAUCUAGUUCACCGAAAGCCUUCAAAGACGAUGUUUUCGGGUUUGGAAUGAUCUUGCUUGAGCUGCUCACAGGGAAUCUAGUGCAGCACAAUGGUGUGGAUUUACAAGAUUGGGUUCACUCGGUUCUGAGAGAAGAAUGGACGGCUGAAGUUUUUGACAAGUCCUUGAUGUCGGAAUGCGCUAGCGAAGAGAGGCUGGUGAGCUUGCUACAAGUAGCCAUAAAAUGUGUCAACCCUUCUCCAGAAGCUAGGCCUACCAUGAACCAAGUUGUUGUCAUGAUCAACAAAAUAAAAGAAGAGGAAGAGAGAUCAGCCAUAGGCCCAUAUAGCUUAUGA
Morus notabilis is the source of this 1869-nucleotide messenger RNA. RefSeq names its product probable inactive receptor kinase At2g26730. The coding region runs from base 1 to 1869 and encodes 622 amino acids. NCBI's taxonomy places the organism in Eukaryota, Viridiplantae, Streptophyta, Magnoliopsida, Rosales, Moraceae. Gene Ontology annotation, biological process: protein phosphorylation. Gene Ontology annotation, molecular function: protein binding; ATP binding; protein kinase activity. The transcript has 2 exons. The record is from RefSeq and is a predicted model, not a curated record.